AUGGCGUAUCCUUUGCAGUUUGCCUACCGGACCCAGAAGGCCAUCGGUAUCACCGACGCCGCCCCCGUCUACGAGCCUGUGCCCGGUUUCGUCAAGCCAGAAGGGAAUCUGCGGUCUUGUGUCUACUCGCCCUGUGGCCGCUUCCUCGCCUGGGCCACCAACGAGACCGUCGCCGUCGUCGACGCCUCGGCUGGCCACGUCAUCACCGCCGUCCCCGUCGUCCAGAUCUACGAGGUCGCCUUCUCGCCCCGCGGCACCUACUUCAGCACCUGGGAGCGCCCCUCCAAGGACGAGAACGGCGAUGCCACCAAGAACCUGAAGAUCUGGCGCACUGUCGAGGAGCUGCCUGAGGGCGCUGAGAAGCAGCCCAUCGGUCGCUUCGUCCAAAAGUCCCAGGCGGGCUGGAACCUGCAAUACACCUCGGACGAGAAGUUCUGCGCCCGAAGCGUCACCAAUGAGGUUCAGUUCUACGAGAGCCACGACCUGACCACGGUCUGGAACAAGCUGCGCGUCGAGGGCGUCACCGACUUUGCCCUGGCCCCUGGCACCAGCCACAACGUUGCCGUCUUCGUCCCAGAGCGCAAGGGCCAGCCGGCUGCCGUCAAGGUCUUCAACGUGCCCCAGUUCCACAGCCCCAUCUCCCAGAAGACCUUUUUCAAGGGCGACAAGGUGCAGAUGAAGUGGAACAGCGUGGGCUCGUCUCUGAUUGUGCUGGCGCAAACAGACGUCGACAAGUCCAACAAGAGCUACUAUGGUGAGACCACACUCUACCUGCUGUACGCCAAUGGCGGCUUCGACGCCCGCAUCACGCUCGACAAGGAGGGCCCCAUCCACGAUGUGACGUGGUCCCCCAACGGCAAGGAGUUUGGCGUCAUCUACGGCUACAUGCCCGCCAAGACCACCAUCUUCAACCAGCGCGCCGUCGCCAUGCACUCGUUCCAGCUUGCGCCCCGCAACACCAUCAUCUUCUCGCCGACCGGGCGCUUCGUCCUGGUUGCCGGGUUCGGUAACCUGGCGGGCCAGAUCGAUGUCUACGACAUGGACAAGGACUUCCGCAAGAUCUGCACCAUCGAGAGCGGCAACCCCAGCGUCUGCCAGUGGAGCCCCGACAGUCGCUACAUCAUGACGGCCACCACCUCUCCUCGCCUGCGAGUCGACAACGGCGUCAAGCUUUGGCAUGUUGGUGGUAGCAUCAUGUACAAUGAGGACAUGGUCGAGCUCUACAACGUGAGCUGGCGCCCGUGCCUGCCAGAGAACGUCCCGGCUGGCGACCCCCUCAACCCCGUCCCCCUGCCUCAUGCCUCUGCGGUCGCCUAUCUGGGCACGGUCAAGACGCCGUCGAAGCCUGUUGGUGCCUACCGUCCCCCUGGUGCCCGUGGCAUGUCGACGCCGCUGCACUUCCGUCGUGAGGACGAAGGUGGCGCCGCCCAUGUCGUGAGCAAUGGCACGCCCAACGUCGGACCUAACGGAUUCGGCCGACAGCGUCGCCAGGUGCCGGGUGCCGAGCUUAUGGAGUCCGGGCCCCGCGCCGUCCCGGGUGCUGCCCCCGCCGUCCCCGGUGCCGAGGCAGACGACAACCUGUCCAAGGCCGCGGCCAAGAACAAGAAGAAGCGAAACAACAAGAAGAACAAGACCGGUGAGAAUGGUGAUGCCAACAAUGCCGGCGGCCUUGCUCCCCCGGCUGGUGACCAGGGUCCUGGGUCCGGUAACGAGGGACGCAGCCCGGAGCGCCGUGGCAACCGCGCCAACAACAGUAACAACCACCAGCACAACCGCAGCCGCUCGCGAAACAACAUGCACGGAGGUAACAACCCGGGCCGUAAUCGCAGCAACACGCAGCGGAAUGGUGAAGGGUACCAGGUGCGGGAUGGCGGUGCGCCGCUGAACCCCCAGGCCCCGGUUCACACGCCGGCUCAGCAGGUGCCCGUCAUCAACGAGACCCCUCUCUCGCCGGGUGGGCAGAACCCCAUGGCCAAGAAGCUCCGCAGCCUCCAGAAGAAGGUCCGAGCGAUCGAGGAUCUGGAGAUGCGCCUGGCCGGCGGCGAGAAGCUCGAGGACACGCAGAUCAAGAAGAUCCAGACCAAGGGCUCUGUCCUCAAGGAGCUGGAAGCCAUGGAGAGGCAGGGCAUCUGA
Messenger RNA from Neoarthrinium moseri, 2133 nucleotides. RefSeq lists its product as uncharacterized. The transcript is spliced from 2 exons. Gene Ontology annotation, biological process: translational initiation. Gene Ontology annotation, molecular function: ribosome binding; translation initiation factor activity; tRNA binding. NCBI's taxonomy places the organism in Eukaryota, Fungi, Ascomycota, Sordariomycetes, Amphisphaeriales, Apiosporaceae. Gene Ontology annotation, cellular component: cytosolic small ribosomal subunit. The coding region runs from base 1 to 2133 and encodes 710 amino acids. The record is from RefSeq and is a predicted model, not a curated record.